CUUCGACAGUAGGCUGACGGGUGAGCACCAACCGCCAUCAUGGAUACCAUCGGCUCGCCAUUCUCAUUGAGGAUGAUAACACCAAUCCAAGCACUCGUCUGCGCACUAGUCAUAAUACUAGGGCAAUGCAGUACCGCAAAACCUGUUGCCACUGCGUCCACGCACUUAUGUUCCCGGCAAUUGAGUCGUGAAGCCAUGCACAUCAUCCACCAAAAAGUAUUCUUGCCAGCCCAAGCCAUGCACUUCCACGUGCCUGACGAGUGUCCGUUCGUGGCCGACCACAUUCUCCACCUCGAGCAUGAACAGCGCAAGGAACGCACACACAGCGGCAGGUAUCGAUGUGGGUUUUGCAAGAAGCAAUUCCGCAACGAAGAGUACCUCGACGGCCAUUUCGACCGCAAGCACACCCCAGUCUCGAGCUCGUUGCCAACGGGGCUUUGUAUGGCGGACUACUGCGACAUCUUGAACUGCCCCACGUACAUCUCCCAAGCUCGGCAUGCCAAGUGCACGCACUCCUCUGCCCGUCGCCUCAAACAAAAGUGCCAGGCGCUAUUCCAAGCGUGCUUUCCAUACCAAGAGCCAUCGUUCGAUGCCACGACACUGCGGCGCGGCGAGCCAGAGGCCAACCAACUUUACGGUAUCCUAGUACAGUAGUGGAUAGUACUUGGGUCAACUUUUGUUUCCCAUUGGAUUGUGUGCUUAGAAUCCAUGCUCGUGAGCAUCUGCGACACCAUUUCGUGCGACGCCCCAGACACAGUGGACCCCCCCUCACUUUUUUCAAUCGUGGCCGUCGCGUUGCUCAAAUUUGUUUGCCUCAUGGGGGUACUGAUGGGGCUCAUCUAUGCAUUUGAUCGGUAUAACCUCUAUGAUCACAUACUAUACUAUCUAUUUGUGUGAUGCUGGCUCUAGGCCCAAUGUUCCCAUGGCCAAACCAUCAAUUCAUCGCCCGAAAGCCACGUCCAUGUGGCGACAACCCCUAGCCCACGCCGACUGAUUGACCACUCGAAUUGCAUUUGCUUUAACCCGACAACAUGGCGAAUUCGGCCAACGUCAAUUUGCCCUUUUUGUUCUUCUUCUUCUUCUUGGACGCUUGCUGCGGGGUGGACUGUUGUGUCUGGUGAUUGGGAUCGUCUUCCCCCCACGCUGCAACCGACAUUCCGGGCUUUUUGCCCAAUAGCUGAACGUGCUGGAUGCCGAUGGCGGGUGCUGCUUUGGGCAGUUCGGGGAAGUCGCUUCGAGUCCGACUGGGUACUUUCCCCUGGGUUUGCAACUGCAGGUCGUGGAGGCUGCCUUGAACUGACUCGGCCGACACGAUCUGAAUCUUGGACGACUCCGGCGUGUAGCCACCAGACACGAUGGGGGCGGACACGGGCUCGCUCCAGCUGGCGGCGGAGCUCCAGCCCACGACGUUGUCAGGGGUCGCCUUCGUUUUCUUGUUGCGCGCCCGGGCGUUGAAUGCGUCCCGAUCUGUGUUGUUGAGCACGACGUUCAUCUGGUGGCCAUUCUUCGAGUACUUGGGCACGGCCCCUACUUCCUUCAAAGCGUUUCCCCAGCCCACCGCUGCUGGAAUGGGCACUUGUCUGGCUUUUUUCGGCUUAGUACUUUGAGCUGGUUUCGGAGCAAGUUCUGGAGCAGGCCAGUCUUCGGCGGCGGAUUUCGCCCGUGCGGCUGGUUGGGGGGCGCUUUGAGCGUUGGUUGAAGCCGCAGGAUUGGCAUAUGAAGGUUUAGGAGCCGAAGACGUGGCGGCGGCGGCAGCCGGCGGGGAAGUCGCCGUCUCUGCGGUGACCUUGGACGGCCGCUUCCGCAGCUUCGUGUCGUGGUACCCCACCGGUUUCGAAUUGUUGUGCAGCACCAGCACCUCAGUGACUUGGCUUUCGUCGGGGAGCAAACUCAUGAGUUUCGGAAAUAACUCGUGCAAGUCCUGAGGUCGAAACAUAGCCCGCGCCAAGCUGUAAAACGACACGGCCGGGAUCUCCUUUUGGCGGAACUUUUUGCACACUUCUCUGAAUUGGACGUACUUGGCUUCGCUGCCCAGCGCCGCUUGGAUGCUUUCAAUCACCGAUUCCUGCGGCGACUCGUCUGUCGAAAUAUAGGCUCUGACCGCGGGCUUCUCUUCGUCUUCGUCCACGGGGGGUGCAGCAGCCGCGGCGGGUGUGGGCGGCGGGGACGGCGAUGGAGUGGCCGCCGCCUUGUUCUUCUUCUUCUUGGUCGGUUUCACCAACCGUAGAAACGGAUUGUUGGCGCCCAACACUUCGGCAGCCUGCUGCAUCUCGGGGUACUCCCAUGGGUCGCUUCCAUGCAUGUGGGCACGCAUGGCAAGCGUCGGCUGCGGCGCAAUGGCGUUGCGGUACAGCGAAGAUGACGAUGCCGCCGAGGUUGAGGACGCCAGUUGCGGAAAGUCUUCCUGGCGCGGUAUGCGGAUGCUUUGGCUCUGCCAUGGCGUGAAGUUGAGCGUAUCCGCGUUGCCAACCAGCGCGGGAAAGUCGGCCACGGUAAUGCUGGCCGCAUCGGACGCGACCGACAGCGGCGUGUAGUCGUCGCGGGGUUUGUACUCGUCGCGGCCUUCGCGGUCGGCGCGGCGCACGGAGAAGUUGACGUCGAUGCGCUUGCUCACGGGGAUGUGCGGAUGCUUGUUGGUCAUGUGCGCUUGGAACUCGAUGUGGUUCUUGAACACGACGAACUUGGCCUCAAGGCAUGACGGUACUUCGCAGAGAAAGUGCUCGGACCGGAAGUGCUUCUCCAUGUCGUUGUAGUCCUUGUAGUACCGGUUCUCAAUCCCGUACGCGUGCAGGCAGAUCUCGCACUCAAAGUGGUUCUUCCGAAGGUGUUCGUGGAGCUCGUUGUUGCCGUAGUAGCUGCUCGCGCAAAAAUUACACUUGGGGUGGCCAUUGAACCCGUGCUCGGGGUUCCCUUGUGUCUUGUGCUUCUUCAACGCGCUGGCCGUGUACAGCUCCUGCUCUUCGAGAAACACGUGCUUGUGGUCCAAGCAGAUGUCGCAAUACGACAACGCGUGCUUCGUGUUCAAGUGCUGCUUGAGGGCCUUGAUGUUGGGAAAGCUGUGCUUGUCGGGGCACGCGCGGGCGGAACACGUGAGGCUGCGCAGACCCUGCACGGCGCUGUAGUUUUCCUUGAGGAAGUACAUGCCCGAAGCUUCGUCAAACGUGUGGCUUGGGCCAAUGUUGUCCCCCCAGUCCUGGAAGCUCUCAAACGUCAUCGCGUCGUCGGUAAUGCAGAUCACGCGGUCCAUUUCCGUUUUGCACAUGACGCAGUGCUUCGACUUGAGAAGCUGUCGCAUGCGCAGGGCACAGAUGCUGCAGCAGCCCAAGUGGUUACAUGAGCCGACGGUCUGGAACCUCGUCUUGUUGUCAAUGUUCAGGCAGCACACCACGCACGCUUGCGACGCCGAGCUCGCUCGUCGUCCUCGCGCCAUUCGUGUGUGUGGAUGGGUGGAAAAUCGAGUUUAAACAUCUCGGGGAUUGUUUAAAACACGCAAAUCAUACGGUUAAACACCGUCCGGUAGUCAUUUUCCUUGCAAUUUCCAGUGUGAAGUGCAAGACCGUCAU
Molecule: messenger RNA, 3563 nt
Organism: Aphanomyces astaci
Lineage: Eukaryota; Oomycota; Saprolegniomycetes; Saprolegniales; Verrucalvaceae
Exons: 7
Coding region: 40-654 (204 amino acids)
Source: RefSeq, a predicted model, not a curated record